Messenger RNA from Salvia hispanica, 1059 nucleotides. Lineage: Eukaryota; Viridiplantae; Streptophyta; Magnoliopsida; Lamiales; Lamiaceae. The record is from RefSeq and is a predicted model, not a curated record.
UAUAAGAGUGAGAACCUAACCCUAGCACACCAAAAUCACGCCCCCACUCCCAAAAUCACGUCUCUCUCUUUCUCCCCACUCUCUCAAAAUUUUCUUCUACUUUCUCCAAUAUUUCUUCAUCUUUUGGAGAAGAAUUGAAGUUGAAAUCCAAGAAUCUUUGAAGAAUGAGGCUACUACUUUGUUUCUACCGUUCAUUCUAUCAAAAAAGGUGAUACCUCGCGCUCACGGAGUGAUAGCAAGAAGAAGAACAUACUUGUGAUCUAGGAAUCGAGAUGCUUAACCGGUAUUACGCACGGAUACGAGACCGUUACGCGAAGAACAAUGUUUUCCCUGUCGAGACCUACCAAGAUUUUGAAUGGGACGGAAAGUCUUUCCUCCUGACCUACGUCACCGAAUUCUACGAUCGUUGGAUGGAUGCAUACGCGUAUGGAGGAGCUACCCAUCACGCGGGGAUCUCGAGAUUGAUCCACAGCCUGCCAAGUCCUUGGAGCGAAUGGACUGCCCAAGCUGCGUUACCAUAUACGUGGUUCAGUCCGCCCGAGUAUACGCCUCGAGGUGAUAUGAUCGGCUUGAUAGGGGUGCUACUCCCAGCCAUGGCAGCUGCAAGAGAUGGACCGCCGCUUAGUCCCCCACGGCACAAGUAUCCGCCGAGUCAGGCCCGUCGAUGGAGAUAUCGUCGUGAUAAGGAGCUGCAUCUUGAUCGUGUCCCUACUAAACCGAGACUUAGGACUCGUACGUCUAACCCGUUGGUUAUAAAUGGGAAUGUGGAGGACAUGCGUGCGAUAACCCCCCCGCCCCCAGAUGUUGGUGGAUCAAGCGAAGAUGAGGAACCUUACGAGGAAGGACAUGAUUUGGACAUGGGAAAUGUUGAUGAGGAUGAGGACCCCGAGGAGGAUAUGAACGAUAUUGACUAGGAGUGAUAGUCGUGGAAAACGUUGUUUUGCUUCCCCCAUAUUUUGAUUAUUUUUGCUAAACUUUUGUCGUACCUUUCUAUUUUUGCUCUUUUGAAAUUCCGUUGAUACUAAGACCUCAUUGAGGCAAUGUUUUUGAUUGAUAUGC